Molecule: messenger RNA, 2474 nt
Organism: Gaeumannomyces tritici R3-111a-1
Lineage: Eukaryota; Fungi; Ascomycota; Sordariomycetes; Magnaporthales; Magnaporthaceae
Exons: 3
Coding region: 384-2243 (619 amino acids)
Source: RefSeq, a predicted model, not a curated record
CUCUUCUGCUGCUCGUCCCGCCUGCAUGCCGCCCUGCACUGCACCACCUUGCACCACCUCGCAAAAGACCUUGCAAAAGCUCUCAUCAGUCCAGUCAAUCCAGUCGCUUCUGCUGCGUCCGCAUACUAGUAUCCAUUCUUACCGCCCUCUUGCUUCGCUGCUCUGCCCAAUAUCCGUCCAGAACCUUCCACCUACCAGACCUGCAGAACAUCACCGCCUUCGCGAUAGGACCUGCGAAAUCUACCAGACUUUCCCUCUGCUGUCCUGCAACCCCAGGCGUUUUCAAAAAGCACACCGACGGAGUCUCCAAAGCCCCGCGGCACAACCCCUCCUCAGCCCCCCUCCCCAAACCCCCCAGUCCAACAGACAAGAUAGGGAAAAGAAUGUUCGGGCUAUUCGGCUCUUCCAAGGCCCCGGAGAAGGAUGACUCCAAGGACCUGCAGGCAAAGGUCGACGAGCUCACCGAGGAGCUGUCAACGGUCAAGGAGGAGGUGGCCACGCGCGAUGCCGACAUCGAGACCCUGAAGGAGCGUGCCGACGAGCUGUCGGCCGCCAAGGCUGCCGUCGAAAAGGAAAAGGCCGACCUCGAGGCUGGCGUAAAGGCCGCCUCGAGCACCGCCGAGUCCCGCGAGUCCCAGAUCAAGACCCUGACUGCCCAGGUUGAGGAGCUCACCAAGCAGAAGGCUGAGGUCGAGAAGCAGCUGAUCGACGCCCAGGCGGCCAAGGAGGCCGCCGAGAAGGAGUCGCAAGCCAAAAUCGAUGCCCUCGAGCAGGCCCAGGCCCAGCUCAGCGCCGAGGUUGAGAAGCUCAAGGCCGACGUGGCAGACGUCUCGUCCAAGCACGAGACCGCCCAGAGCACCAUCUCGUCCCUCCGCGAGGAGCAGACCAAGCUCGUUGACGAGUCCAACAGUGCCAAGGAGACGCUCAAGACGGAGCUCGAUGCCAAGAUCGUGGCCUUGACCUCUGAUCUUGAGGCCGCCAAGGCCGAGGUCGCGAGUGCCACUGGUGAUGCCUCGGCUAACCAGACCAAGCUGGAGGAGCAAGUCAAGAGCCUGACGGCUGAGCUUGAGGCUGCCAAGGCGGACGCCCAGGCCGCCUCGGCAAAGAGCGAGGAGGCCGCCGCCGCCGCCGCCGCCCAGGCAGAGAAGCUGCAAGAAGAGGCCAGCGCACAGCAAAAGUCUACUGCUGCCGCCGCCGAGGAGGCCGCCGCGAAGCUCGAGGCCAAGUCCACGGAGCUGGAGGAGCUGCGUGCCAAGCUCGGCUCGGCCGACAGCGGUGCUGCCGAGACGCAGGCUAGCCUCGAGAAGGCCAAUGCCGAUCUCGCUGCCAAGACUGAAGAGCUUUCCAGCACCAACUCUGCCCUCGAGGCCGAGAAGGCGGCCCAUGCCGAGACCAAGACGGCUCUGGAUGCCGAGAAGGCCGCCAGCGCCGAAGCUCAGCAGGCCCUCGAGGCGGAGAAGGCCGCCAGUGCCGAAGCUCAACAGGCCCUCGAGGCGGAGAAGGCAUCUAUCGCCGAGCUGAAGGCGGCUCUUGAUGCUGAGAAGGCCAAGAGCGCAGAGGCCCAGCAGGCUCUUGAGGCCGAGAAGGCUGCUGUGGCCGAGGCCAAGGCGGCCCUCGAGUCGGAGCAGAGCGCACAUGCCGAGACCAAGGCGGCCCUCGAGUCGGAGACGGGCGCACACAACGAGUCCAAGAGUGCCCUGGAAGCCGCCAACGCCUCGGGCUCCGACUCGGCCCAGGCCAUCGAGGCCGAGAAGGCCGCUACGGCCGAGGCCCAGAAGGCUUUGGAGGCGGAGCAGGCGGCACACGCCGAGACCAAGAAGCAAGUCGAGGCUGGCGCUUCGUCGCAGGCCGAGUCUGCCAAGGCGCUCGAGGAGGAGCAGAAGGAGCACGCCGAGACCAAGCAGAAGCUCGAGAAGGAGUCUGCGGCCGUCGGCAUAGCUAAGAAUGUGAUCGAGUCGACGCAGGCCAAGGUGUCAAGCCUUGAGGGUCUUCUGGCCGAAUCGCAGGCGUCGGCAGCGCUGGCUGCCGACGUGCAGGUCAAGCUGCAGAAGGUGGAGGAUGAGGCCAAGUUGCUCAACGAUCGUCUCACCGAGACCGAGGCCAAGGCGCAGGACCUCAGCGCCAAGCUCGAGGAGGCGCAGGGCCAGACCAAGACGGCCGAGAGCAGGACGUCGGAGCUCGAGGCCAAGCUGAAGGAGCUUUCGGUCGCUGCCGAGGCGUCGGCCGAGCCCAAGGCCGAGUAAGAUUAAUGAUUGUGUUUUGAUUCCCGGGAUUUCCUUCUUACGAUUCUAUCACAAUGUGGUGGAGAGGCAUGAGCACACGCAUACAUGUAAUGAGGUAGUCACUUGCGUAUGACCCUGCGCAUUGCUAGCACUAGAUACCCCAUCCCCCUACCCCCUUUUUUAUCACGGCUUCCUCAUGGUAUAAUGGUACAACUAGACUGCAUUGGUUACGAUACGAUCACUCGAUUCGUC